Molecule: messenger RNA, 759 nt
Organism: Anopheles gambiae (African malaria mosquito)
Lineage: Eukaryota; Metazoa; Arthropoda; Insecta; Diptera; Culicidae
Product: neural-cadherin-like
Exons: 2
Coding region: 123-386 (87 amino acids)
Biological process (GO): homophilic cell-cell adhesion
Molecular function (GO): calcium ion binding
Source: RefSeq, a predicted model, not a curated record
UGUUUGUUUAUUUUUCCUGCUCCCGGCGUCGUUCGGCUAAUUUCAACAAGAAGCCGGUCACCAAGGACGACAUCCGCGAAAACAUCAUCAACUACUGCGACGAAGGUGGUGGCGACAACGACAUGACCGCGUUUGAGUUGAAGACACUCAAGAUCCCGAUUGGUCCGCUGCCAGAGCUCGUUCAACAUAAGGCACCGCCAGUACGUCCAGAUAUUGCCGUCGUGUCCGACCAGGUCGUCGGCAAGGUGGACGUGUUCCUGGACGACCGAAAGCGACGCGUCGACAUCGACUCAGCUUCCGGGCCAUUCGACGAUCUGCGUAACUACGCCUACGAAGGUUGUGAGAGUACCUCGGGUUCGCUAAGUUCCUUGCAGUCAGGUAAAUAAAAAAUAAACGCUAAAACCUAUAAUUAUCUUCCAAACCUGCCACGAACAGCACACGACGAUAAACACCUAAACUGUCCUCCCUGUUCCUACCGUUCCACCACAUGUACGGACGAUGAACCCCAUGAGUAUAGCUUUUUACCCACAUGUGGUCCCCGUUUCGAUAAGUUAGUCAAUAAUUACGAACCAAGCAAACUGCAGAUCGAAGAUGCAGAUGUUAGUUAAGAGUAGCUGUAGCUGUUGCAGGUGCAUAGGUCUUUUGUUCCUGAGAUCAAAGUUUGUGCGCGCAAAGUCUAGCAUGGCAUACCGUCAGACGAAGCUGAAUGAUGCGCACGGACUUGUAGAUAAAUCAUUGCGUCCAAAACCUUCAACCCCC